Thalassophryne amazonica is the source of this 1135-nucleotide messenger RNA. RefSeq names its product betaine--homocysteine S-methyltransferase 1-like. NCBI's taxonomy places the organism in Eukaryota, Metazoa, Chordata, Actinopteri, Batrachoidiformes, Batrachoididae. The record is from RefSeq and is a predicted model, not a curated record. Gene Ontology annotation, molecular function: betaine-homocysteine S-methyltransferase activity; zinc ion binding.
GUGCAAACUGCAGCGAUGUCUGUGGUGCAGAGCAAGAGAAGGGGUAUUUUGGAGAGGUUGAAUGCUGGAGAGGUGGUUGUAGGCAAUGGAGGUUAUGUGAUACAACUGGAGCGACGUGGAUACCUCAAGGCGGGACACUGGACACCUGAAGCUGCGGUUGAAUAUCCUCAAGCAGUGAGGCAGCUGCACAGAGAGUUCCUGAGGGCCAGAGCUGAUGUGCUUCAAACCUUCACCUUCUACUGCAGUGAGGAUAAACUGGAGUUGAGCGGCAACGUCACCGAUAUCACUGGGGCCCAAAUCAAUAAUGCAGCCUGUGACCUGGCCAGAGAGGUCACCAAUGAGGGAAAUGCAUUGGUCGCUGGGGGCGUGUCCCAGACACCGUGUUAUCUGAACACUCACAGUUCAGCUGAGGUCAAGGCCAUCUUUAAGAAACAGAUGGAUGAGUUUCUCAAAAAGGACAUUGAUUUCUUGAUAUCAGAGUACUUUGAACAUGUAGAAGAGGCCGUGUGGGCAGUGGAGGUGUUGAAGACCAGCGGUAAACCAGUGGGUGCUACACUCUGCAUCUCCCCUCAUGGAGACAUGGAUGGAGUUCCUCCUGGAGAUUGUGCUGUCAGGCUGGUCAAAGCUGGAGCUGACAUUGUCGGAGUAAACUGCCACUUGGACCCUCUGACGUGUUCGGACGGAAGCUGGAUGAAAGAGGGAUUGGAGAAAGCCGGUCUGAAGGCCCAUCUGAUGAUCCAGCCGCUGGGUUUUCACACUCCAGAACAAAACCACACUGGAUAUGUCAGCCUCCCGGAGUACCCCUUUGCGCUGGAGACCAGAGCAAUGACCCGCUGGGACAUACAUAAAUACGCCAGACAGGCUUGUGAUGCUGGAAUUCGCUACAUCGGUGGCUGCUGUGGCUUUGAGCCGUACCACAUCAGAGCGAUAGCAGAAGAGCUGGCUGCAGAGAGAGGAUUCCUCCCAGCAGCUUCAGACAAACACGGACUCUGGGGUUCUGCUUUGGCGAUGCACACCAAACCCUGGGUCAGAGCCAGGGCUUGUCGAGAGUACUGGGAAAACCUCUGGCCUGCUUCUGGACGUCCCACAUGUCCUUCCAUGGCCAUGCCGGUUGAUGAGUAAACCUGCAGAAUCA